GGCACCCAAUCGGUGCCGGCACUUAGAUUUUGAGUGCCGCACCUGUACUAGGUGCUAAUCACAAAAAAAAAAUUCAAUAAGUUAUAAUUUCAUAUUUUUUUCAGCAAUAUAAAAUCAUAUUAUUUCUUUAAAAAACUAGCAAAUUUGAAAAUUUUCAAAAAUACUCAAGAAUUAUACUUUCAAAAAGAAUGUCGGUGCCGCACUGAUUCAAGUGUCCGCACUUUUGCAGUGCCUAUAACAGCUCUGGAUAAGACGAUUUUGAUUCAAACCGAAAAUUGUUCGAAGAUUAAUUUGUCGUCAGUCACAAAAAUGAGCUUCGAGGGGAAAGUUGUUCUUAUUACUGGUGCUGCAUCGGGCAUUGGAGCAGAGACAGCAAAACUCUUGGCCAGUUUGGGUGGUUAUUUAGCAAUGGUCGAUUGCAAUUCGGAUCGAUUAAAUCACGUUGCUGAAGAAAUUAUUGGAGCAGGUCAUCACAUUCCGUUCACGAUUGUUGCUGAUUUAACUCAAGACGCCGACCACAUAAUCUACGAAACGAUCGAGAAAUUCGGCAAAUUGAAUGUGUUGAUCAAUAAUGUUGGUGUUAUCAGUGCUACGGGUCUAGUGGAUUUAGACAUGGGAAAUUAUGAUCUCGUCAUGAAUACGAAUGUUAGAAGUGCUGUAGUUUUAACCAAGUUAGCCGCGCCAUAUUUGGAAGACUCGAAAGGCAAUAUUGUGAAUGUUUCAUCGAUUACUGGUACCCGGGCACGUCCAUCUCGACUGGCCUAUUCAAUGUCAAAAGCUGCGCUGAAUCAGUUUACAAAGUGCAUCGCAGUCGAAUUGGGUCCAAGGGGCAUUCGUGUUAAUGCUGUAAAUCCUGGCUGUGUAAAUACUUCUUUGACCGAGACGCCGAGUGAACGAUUGAACUAUCUAACAAACUCAUAUCCACUUCGUAGGGUUGGAGAAGCAACUGACGUUGCCAGAUCUAUUGCCUUUUUAGCCAGUGAUGAUGCAAAUUUUAUUACAGGAAAUCUUUUCGGUGUGGACGGAGGAGCAUUGGCCGCUAAUAUUGUGUAAAUUGGCACUCGAAUACAGAUAAAACAUUCAUGUGAUUGAUUCAUCAUGUGAAGUAAAAAUGUAGUAUCUAAAAAUAAAAUCAAAAUGUCUCUACGUUUCCCAUAUAAA
Sitodiplosis mosellana (orange wheat blossom midge) is the source of this 1161-nucleotide messenger RNA. RefSeq lists its product as uncharacterized. The coding region runs from base 310 to 1053 and encodes 247 amino acids. NCBI's taxonomy places the organism in Eukaryota, Metazoa, Arthropoda, Insecta, Diptera, Cecidomyiidae. Gene Ontology annotation, molecular function: oxidoreductase activity. The transcript has 2 exons. The record is from RefSeq and is a predicted model, not a curated record.